Daldinia decipiens is the source of this 1039-nucleotide messenger RNA. RefSeq names its product carbohydrate esterase family 12 protein. The transcript is spliced from 3 exons. NCBI's taxonomy places the organism in Eukaryota, Fungi, Ascomycota, Sordariomycetes, Xylariales, Hypoxylaceae. The record is from RefSeq and is a predicted model, not a curated record. Gene Ontology annotation, molecular function: hydrolase activity. Bases 165 to 920 code for a protein of 251 amino acids.
AUGCCCGUUAUAGACAUGGCUUCGUUCAUACGUGGUUUAUCUGCUAGUACAAAUGGAUGUCCGGGCCCAGGCCUGGAUUCUCCGUAAUUGUGGUUGCGAAGAGACAGUUCCAGACAUAUUCCGGUAGUCAAACAUAACAGUCGACGUGCUCUCUCACAAUAGCUAUGUGGCGUUUCAUUUUCUGGGCUACAGCCUUAUCUACUUUGGUCGUCGGUCGUCCGCUCGCCGAGUGCUCGUCUAAGCCUGCGGCGUUUUUCUUGGCAGGCGAUUCCACGACGGCGGUCGACGGCGGUUGGGGUGACGGCUUACUCGCUGCGCUUAAGAGUCCGGCUUGGGGCGUGAAUAUCGGGAAGAGUGGCGCGACGACGGCGUCUUUCUCUGCAGGCGGAUACUGGGCGAAUAUAACGAAACACCUCCAGGAUAACGUGGACAAAUAUGAUUGCUACGUGACUAUUAGUUUCGGACACAAUGAUCAAAAAUCAACCAGCGGUGUCACCUUCGAGCAGUACCAAGCUAACCUUAUUCGUUUCGCUAACGAGGUCAAGUCAUUGGGUGGUACGCCAUUACUAACAUCGUCACUUUCACGCCGGGCCUUCCCCUCAAACGAUGAUCACAACGCCACGGAUUCGCUGCACGACCAGCGUCUGGCAGCCAUCGCAGCGGCCAAAGCAACGGACUCCGCCGUCAUCGACCUCAACGAGGCGAGUCUGAAGUACAUCAAUGCCAUCGGGAAGCAAGCCGCCUGGGAGUACAACUAUGGUUCAGACAAGAAGGACACGACGCAUCUGAACGAGCACGGAAGCAUCGUGUUCGGUCGUAUGGAGGCUGAUCUAAUCAUCCGCGCAAAGCCAAACUUAGAGAAAUAUUUCACCCCUAACAAGACUCUGAGCGACGCCAUUUGGAACAAUCAACCUGCAUGAGAAUCUCAAGACUGGUGGGAUAUUCUUGUUGAAUUAGUGGCCAUCUAGCUUUUCUGGAUAGAGGUGGUCAUGUCAAUAAGUAGAUUUAAGUACGCCGUCACAAAAUGCAGAAACAUCCG